Messenger RNA from Helicoverpa zea (corn earworm), 1572 nucleotides. RefSeq names its product zinc finger protein 467-like. Gene Ontology annotation, biological process: regulation of transcription by RNA polymerase II. Bases 117 to 1172 code for a protein of 351 amino acids. The transcript is spliced from 5 exons. Gene Ontology annotation, cellular component: nucleus. The record is from RefSeq and is a predicted model, not a curated record. Gene Ontology annotation, molecular function: zinc ion binding; RNA polymerase II cis-regulatory region sequence-specific DNA binding; DNA-binding transcription factor activity. NCBI's taxonomy places the organism in Eukaryota, Metazoa, Arthropoda, Insecta, Lepidoptera, Noctuidae.
GUCAAAAAAGCUCAAUCGAACUUUAGCUAAAGCGUUAAUAUACAUAAAAUAAGGUAUUCAAAGAAUUCUCUACGUAAUUACGGUUUAAGAAAUCAAAUAGUACUUAGUAUUACAUAAUGGAGAAGUUUAGUGACGAUACUAUGUGCAGAAUUUGUUUUAAAAAACAAGAUUCAGUAUUUUCAUUAUUUCGCAAACGAAAAGGCAUUUCUCCGUUCGAGAAACUGAUAAAAAUUGGUAUGAAAGCUGCUACAAACGAUACCGGUCCUACCUGCAUCUGUUGUGAUUGUCUGACAGAGUUAGAAACUACUGUUAACUUCUUGGAAAAAUGUCAGAAGUCUAACCAGGUACUGGCAGAGUAUUUAAACGUCAAUGUGGACAAAGUAGAAGAGAAUAAGGUUGAUAACUUUGAGAACAGAGAGGGAGAGGUCACAGUAGAGUAUGUGGAGUCUAGUCUAGCUGGUGGUGACGAGCUGCAUGGUGUUGAGGUGUCAGGGCCUGAGGAGCCGCGCUGCGAGGAGUGCGGCUCCCGCAGGCGCUGCCGGCACUGGGCGCCGCCGGCGACACACACAUGCCCUCAGUGUCAGAAGGUGUUCACUAGGAAGUUUAACUUCAAGCUACAUCUUGCUCGUCACAGCGGGUCGCGUGAGUUUUGGUGCUCGUCGUGCGGGGCGGGCGCGGCGUCGCGCUGGCUGGCGGCGCGCCACUGCCGGCCGCGCGCGCGCCGCGCCUGCCCGCUGCCGGGCUGCGGCAAGACGUACUCCUCCGCCACCAACCUCAGCGUGCAUCUCAGAGCACACAGCGGUGAGAGACCGUUCGAAUGCAACGAUUGCGGGAAGAAGUUCUCGAGUAAGAACACGUUGCAGAACCACAUCAGGAUACACACGGGUGCGUUACCGUAUAUCUGUGCGAUAUGCGGCGCGCAGUUCCGCACCAACAAGCUCGCCGCGCACAUGGCGCGACACGCCGGCGCCCGCCCCCGCCGCCCCCGCCCCGCGCCGCGACACCCCGCCGCCCCCGCGCCGCACGCCUGCGCCGCCUGCCCCGCCAGAUACCACCACAAGCAGUCCCUCAGGAAACACGUCAGGAAGCACCACGCUGUGGAUUCUGCGCCACCUACAGAAGCAGAAGUGGCAGCCAAUGUUAUUGCCAAACAAAUGGAAUGUGAUCUAUAAACCCUACACUAGGUAUUAGUCUAUAGCUGUCGCAAUGGACAAUGUGGUCAACUAUGGACAUUGUGGCGAAACGGGUUGCAGUUUCUAGUCCAAAUUAGUCUUCUAAGAGAAAUAAAUAAGAAUGGGCAAACGUGACCAUUAAAUUAAGAGAAAUGUUAUAAGACCUUAUUAGGUUACCCAAGCUUCAUUCAAGUAUUGAAUUAACUAACACCAAAGAUUUAUUUACCACACAUACCCACUUUUAAGUUGACUCGUAGGAAGGACAUUGACACAACGAAUAAGUUUUUUACGAGUGCUAUUUGAGCAAGCGAGUUAGGAAUGAUGCGGUUUAGUGAAACCUGUGCAGUGGCGGUCAAGGCCGCAGACUCGACGUGAUAAUAAAACUAUUUGUCAGAGAUUA